This is a messenger RNA of Brassica oleracea var. oleracea, 552 nucleotides long. RefSeq lists its product as uncharacterized. The coding region runs from base 4 to 465 and encodes 153 amino acids. Lineage: Eukaryota; Viridiplantae; Streptophyta; Magnoliopsida; Brassicales; Brassicaceae. The transcript has a single exon. The record is from RefSeq and is a predicted model, not a curated record.
ACCAUGUCUUCCUUAACAAACAGCCAUCUCAUUUUUGUGCUAUUCUCAUUUCUACUUAUCCUCAAAACGUCAUCUUUUGGAAACCAUUCAUCCGUCGAUGGUUUUUUACCGUUUGCACCUAAACACGUUGUGAUUACUAACAGAAUUAACACAGGAGUAACACUGAUCCUGCAUUGCAGAAGCAAAGACAAAGAUUUUGGGAUAAGAGCGGUUGCAUUCCUACAAAGUUUUGAUUUUAAAUUUCAUGUCAACUUCCUCAAAACGACAAGGUAUACUUGCACCUUCAACUGGCCUGGACAUAGAGCAACAUUUGCUAUUUUCAGGGUUGAUAGAGAUGACAGCCCAAGAAGUAAGAUUGGAGUCUGCAGAGAAUGCAUUUGGGUCAUUUAUGAGCCCGGCCCUUGUCGUCUUAAACGUGACGGAGGACCUGGAGGCAGUCUUACUUGUUUCGAAUGGGAUUCUUGAUUGCUUUAAUAUAUCUUUUGCAUCUUACUUGGUUUGUAUCCUUGAUUUGAUUCAAAUAGUAAUGAAACAAUUAAACAAACAUAUAUG